Theileria equi strain WA is the source of this 1659-nucleotide messenger RNA. RefSeq lists its product as hypothetical. The transcript is spliced from 3 exons. NCBI's taxonomy places the organism in Eukaryota, Apicomplexa, Aconoidasida, Piroplasmida, Theileriidae. The record is from RefSeq and is a predicted model, not a curated record. Bases 1 to 1659 code for a protein of 552 amino acids.
AUGUUGAGUAUGCGUAGACUCUUCUCUGGACAUCCAUUCUCCAUUUUUUGCGCGAUCAACAUCAUACUUGCCACACCAAAACAAUUCAUAUACGAAUUUACAGGAACUGAUUGCAUAGCUCCACAAUUUUACUUCGGACCAUGUGAUACAAAACUCCAUUUUGAUGGUAUGUCGCUCGAGGAAAAAUCUGAAGUUAGCAAAAAAUGUGAACUUGAGUGGAACACUGUCGAUUUUAGCAUGGAUAGUUUAAUGGAUUGGAACGCAACAUGUCCACUCGGAUACGAUGAGGUUAAUGGAGAAUGUGUGAUUAAAAAAGGCUACAAUGGCAUGUGUCCAUUCAACAUGACCUUUAAAAACAAGUCUGAGAAAAUGGAAAUGGCAAAGAAAUGUAACUUGUGGUGGCCUCUAAAGGUUAAUAAUCAAGAACAUUUAAAGGCAAAAUGUCCGUUUGGCUGGGAAUUCGAUGUAAAUACUAAUUUAUGUCUUGCACCUCCGAGCUACGAUGGACCUUGUCAAUUGCGUAUAGAUUUUUCUGGAUAUUCUGAAUUCGCCAAGGGCAUCUGGUCCGUGAUUUGCGGUGCAGAUUUCCUUAUCUUGGAUGAGGAAAAGGAGCCAAAAGAAACCCAAAAGUACUCCGAUGUAAUGUAUGCUGAUGGACCAAUUGAACCACAAUUCAAGAUUGUCAAAAAACGCAAAGCGAGCUUAGAUAAUCCAUCUGUAUCUCUAAUGAACAAGCAAUUAAGUGCGUUAUUAAAAUUGAGGAAUAAAAAGAAUGACGAACAUUUUACAAGCACACUAGAGUACUCCAUAAAGAAACUAGAGGGGAAAAUACGGGAGAAACAGAUGAUUAAAGCCCCUAGUUUUCUGCAACUGGAAUCAGAAACGUGUACAAGGGAUCCAGAAUCUUGCCCAUACAACUGGGAUACACUUCCAAAUGCAUGUGUAGCUCCAAGUGGUUACAGAAGACUCUUUAGAGGGUGUUUUAGUACCAUUAAAAAAGGACAAGAAGUCAGUGAACACUGCCGAGUGUCAUAUCCCUGCAAAAGUUGCCAAGAAGAUUUUACCAGACAACCAUGCCCCCUCGGUUGGAAAUUUGUAAAGGAGGUCGAUGGAGACAUGAUACGAACAAUUUGCAAGGCUCCAAUAGGUCUAAAAGGCUACAGACACACGGAGUGUGGUAGUAAGGUCGAUUUUACCAACAUUUCUCCAUCGUACAAGCGCCACUGGACCUUUGUUUGCGGAGCUAAAUUCCCAUGCAUGGAUGAGUUUCCAAAUUCACGAUGCGUGGAAAACUAUUUUGGACCCUGUCCAUCAGAAUGGACCUCUGAAGAUUCUGUGUGUCAUGCACCUGAGCAUUACAAGGGAGGCUGUGAAACUAGUAUACCAUUUGCCUCGCUAUCUACGCCGGAAGUCAAACAGGCGUUCAGCAUUAGAUGCAAUGCUCCCUGGCCAUGUGUGGACAAUUGUGAAAAGGACUAUUCUGGAGCUUGUCCCAAGGAUUGGACCCUUGACGGAAACUCAUGUACAGUAAAUGGUCACGACAGGGGACUCUGCGAAGGUAGGAUCGAGAUUCCAUCUCUUGAAACCUGGAGCGAAGGAUGCAAGCAGGAAACAGAGUUUAGGUGCAAAGUAUAUUGGCCCUGCAAAAAUAUCGCAUAG